Molecule: messenger RNA, 559 nt
Organism: Python bivittatus (Burmese python)
Lineage: Eukaryota; Metazoa; Chordata; Lepidosauria; Squamata; Pythonidae
Source: RefSeq, a predicted model, not a curated record
GUUAGGGACAAGAAUUCGCAAGCAGGGAGAAAGUAGGCGCGUCCCGCUGGGAGAAAUCCGUCCGGAGUUUGGAGAGCGUGGGAGAAAUCCGGGCCCUCCACUCUAGAAAAGGUCUCGCUGCCCCGCCUAGCGCCAGUAAAAGACUAAAGACCCAGGAUGGAUAAAUAUAAAGCUUUGGAACAACUGCUCACAGAACUGGAAGAUUUUCUGAAGAUACUAGAUAAGGAAAACCUCAGCAGCACAGCUGUAGUUAAAAAGAGCUUCCUGGCUGAUCUCCUUCGGCUGUGCACAAAGUCAAGUGGUGGUGAUGAAGAAUACAUUUAUAUGAACAAAGUAACCAUCAAUAAACUACAUGGAGAACCAGAGAAAGACAACAAAGGUCACAGAGAUUCCUUGACUAACGGAGAAAUGGAGCAGCAUUUGUAUCCGCCACAGAAAAGUUUGCCAGAGCUUCCACCUUCAAAAAUAAUUCUAGAAACAAAACUGUAUCCAGGCCUCAAAACCGAAUCUCCAGAAGGGUACUAUGAAGAAGCAGAGCCUUAUAGCGUUUCUAUGAAUG